CGGUUCCAUUUUCCAUGUAAAUGUGUUUAUUUAUUUGUUGUGCUGUUCGUUCUAUUAAUAUUCAGAUUAUUCCAGUGCGUGGUCGUACGGUGGCGACGAUAAGGACAUGGUACGGUCAAUGGGUGGUGAUCGAUGGCGCUUUGCCUUCAAUAUAAUAACCGGUCACAUAUCCAUAAAUUGAAAUAAGGAUUUAAAUACACGUGAAAUUAUACUUAAUAUCAAGAAGAAGGACAUAGCAAGAAGGAACUGGAAACGUGAC
This is a messenger RNA of Acanthoscelides obtectus, 259 nucleotides long. NCBI's taxonomy places the organism in Eukaryota, Metazoa, Arthropoda, Insecta, Coleoptera, Chrysomelidae. The record is from the annotation of a GenBank genome assembly.